AUGACAUCGAAAGAAGCUGACAGUCCGCAACCGCCAUCUGUCGCGUUGUCCAAGGCUUCGAGCAACGUAUCGACGUCUGCUUCGGCAGCCUCAACUGAGGAUAAUUUAGCGACGACAGAAUUUAUCCCAAUAGAAUUGAGCUCUUCCGAUCCUUCGCAGAUGAUGCAUGAGCUCUCUAGUCGUCACUAUGUGCCAGAAAUUCUUGUCAAGUCGUUGUUUGAUCUCAACUCCCGCAAUAAAUCGUCCGAUGGAAGGCUUCAGUCCAAUGAUCGAGAAUUCAUACUGAAUUUGGAAGAUGAGAUUGUUGAGUUUAUAGUGAAACCCAACGUGGACUCAUGGAAGCUGACACCUUUGAAUUCCUAUUAUCGUCUUCUCACCCACAAGCUUGCCGAGUACUAUAACUUGGGCCAUAUUCUUUCGAAUGAUGGUUAUUCCAUGGUACUUUUCAAAAUUAAUACCUCUUUGGUCAAUGCUGAUGACGAAAUAAAAAAGACUGCCAAGUUUGACCAGGACGGUAAUAUCAAACCGCUUGAUUUUAGGAACUUGAAAUUUGACCCCGUUGAGAAAUUGAGUCGUAUUAAACUUGCCGAGCUCUACAAUGCUUAUAAGGACAGUUUCCAUUGCGUAGAUACGCCGCAUCUGCAGGUGAGCCCAGAAACAUCCACUUCGAUGACCAAUGCUACAGCUCCGGAACUUUCUGAAACCUUUCGCGGGUUGAAUAUUUCAUCAAGUCAGCUUCCUCCUCAACUGUUUAUGCAAGAUGGCGACGGUCACUACAGCAUUCGUAUUAUGAAGCGUAGGUCACAGAAUAUGGUCCGCUCAAUGCCACGUACGAUGGGUUCACAUUCAUCUUCUUCGCAUAUUUCCACAUCCGCGGCAAGUGCCACGACGUCUAUUCAUGGUAUUCAGGAAGACAGACUGGACCGUGAGCAGCGAUAUAAUCAAGCUAAGGAGCGUAUCGAGCGUGAACAAGGUGAUGAUGUUGAUGAAGACGAUGCUGAAGAUAGUGAAAGCAGCAACAGUAAUGAUAAAAAUUGCAGUCGUAAUUAUACCGACUCUUUGGUAUCUGACGAGGAAGGCCCCGUCAAUUCCAGCAGUAGCAACAAUGACGGCAGUUUUGCACCAACUGAACACAGAAGGGGUGGAUAUCGAGGAGGAUCUCGUCAAAGGGAUGGUUUUCAUAGCUACAACUACAGAAAUGGUGGUGGGCAAGGCUCUUCGUUUAAUAACAAUGGCUACGGACAACCUAUGUACAUUCCUUCGCCGCCACCUUCUGCACAACAGAUACAGUCGCAGCAACAGCCGUCCCGUUCUGGUAUGGCUCCUUACCCUUACUUUAGUCCUUACAUGUAUGCAUACCAGUAUUUUCCCCAGCCUCAAUCCACUACAGCUUCGGCUCCCGGUUCCCCUGGUCAAGGUCCAGUAGGAUCUCAAGGACCUCAUAUGCCUCAGAUUGCGCAGAUGGCUCAGAUAGCCCAGCUGCCUCAGGGAAGUCAGUUGUCUCCUGUUCCUCAGGUACCUCGGGUACCUCAGCUGUCGCCCAUUCCCCAGCUGUCUCCUGUUCCUCAACUUUCUCCUGUUCCCCAGAUGCAAUCAGCGGGUAACUCACCGAAUUCCUCAACUUUAUACCCAUACUAUUAUCUGCCUCAGCCAAUGCCAUACGCGCCCGCAGCGCUGCCGAAAGCUCAAUUCAAGCAGACAAAGAAUACUGAUAAUAGUAACGAAGAGAAUGAAGAAGGAGGAGACGAGAAUACAGAAAGAGCACAGUUGCAGCCGCCAACUGCUUCUUCUGAAGCUAAUAAAGUUGGAGGAAUCAAUGAUAUCGUAUCUACGAAUACUCCUAGUACAUCGCCGUUGCCACCUCCUGGCACGCAGUUCCAGUACUUCUAUCCAUCACCAUUCAUGGGACCACCAGGCUCUGGUGUUCCGGCUGGAAUUCCUCCCGCGAUGGGAGGAGCAGGACCAGGGGGUCUGCAAGGUCCCCAACAACAAUUUAUUCCUCCUUUCUACUACAACAAUGCAAUCGGACCUCGGUAUGGGAGUGGAAAUAACAACAGUAAUAAGAAAGGAGGUCAUAGGCAUCAGCAAUAUAGAAGAUAUAACAAUUAUGGACGAGGUCGUGGUGGAAAUAGAGGAGAAAGCUACAAUAAUGAUAAUGGUGUGUUUAUUGACCGGCGAUCUAGCCGAAAAGGGAAUCACCACGAUAGUACUACCAAUGAAGAUGUUACACCUAAUGAUACAAGCAAUGUGGCAAAAGUAGUGAAUGCAAGCGGUGCAAGCAAUGAAGACGCUGAAUAG
This is a messenger RNA of Brettanomyces nanus, 2298 nucleotides long. RefSeq lists its product as uncharacterized. The coding region runs from base 1 to 2298 and encodes 765 amino acids. The transcript has a single exon. NCBI's taxonomy places the organism in Eukaryota, Fungi, Ascomycota, Pichiomycetes, Pichiales, Pichiaceae. The record is from RefSeq and is a predicted model, not a curated record. Gene Ontology annotation, molecular function: nucleic acid binding.